AACAAGUGAUUCAUGUAAAGUCCAGCCAUCGAAAGUUAGACCAGUUUUGAUGAAACUACCGUGGAGCGAACUCGUCUGACAUCGAACACCUGGAUUAAUAUAUUUUAACAUCUUAUUAGAAAACAGAAACAUCGUCUGAUUUGAGAUCAGAGCUGUUCUGCGCCUGCGUAAAAAGUGCGCAAUUGUUGUGAUUGGGGAGUUCACCUCUCGCCGCAUCAUGAUCUCUGAAGACUGCGGGCUUGGAAUGAUUUAUUCUACUGGAUUCAGAUAAAAAACAUCGAGGUCAACAGCGUCUUUUCUUUCGAUUACACGGGGUGUCAGGUGUGGGAGAAGCACAAACUUGACUGUAGUAAUGAGAAGUAGGAAGAGAAGGUAGCGGAGCCAUGGAGAGGCAGACAGGACCUGUAUCAGGUGUGGAAAAGCCACCUUUAGCCCCGAAACCAAAGUUUGUACCACUACAAAAUACUCUUCCCAACACGCUUGACCUAGACUGUUCUCAGCCGCCAAUACACACUGUGAAAGCUUUACAUGUGUCACAGCCAUGUCACUCUAAAGCCCUUAAACCUGAAUGGAAACCUGUGGCUGUUUUCACCAGUAAGUCACUUUUCAAGGAACAAUUGGACAGCACUCAGGAUUUACUUCCAUCCCAGAUUAAGCAUAAAUCUGAGAUUAAUUCAGGUCAAGCAUCAACCACCAUUCCUCAUAAUGUUCAGGAGAUUUCAGAUGACCAGCUGAGACCAAUGCGACUACCACAUGGCCAGAGCUACGGGACUGUGAAAAGCCAUCAGAAUCUUACAAACGGUUCAGAUUGUUCUGAAAGAAAUGCAUCCGGCAUAACAUAUGCUGCCCCUUUUUCUUCACCAACUGGAUUGCAACCCAAAUCAGACCUUAAGCCAGUACUAUUAAACAACACACAGCAUAGACACUCUACCGAUUAUCAAAAUGGUUCUUCGUCUUCUGGUCAGCUUUCUGUUCAAAAGGCCCCACCAAUCCCCGUGCAGAGUAAACCAAAAAGCAGCCAUGCUGGACAACCAGAGAAGCCUCACAUCACCUCACAGGAGUCAGGAGGAAUUGUUAAGCAAAAAUAUAAAGCUUUAACAGUGAAUGAGAAAACACUAGCUCGAGUUUACAAGGAUGGAAGAACUCCCAGAAAACAGUCAAGUGAGAGGAAAUCCAGAAGUAGAAUUGACCAACAUGACAAUUUGGACCUGCCAGGGCAACAUCCACACUGGAAUAGCUUUUCACCAGAACAAAAAACAGGCCAGGACGUGCCUAAUAACACCACACCAGAAAGCACACCGAGGAGAAAACAUGGUUUGAGACCUAAAGUAAAAUCUUUGAACCAGGCAGACCUGAAUAUGUCAGAUGGCCAGAGGAAGUCAUCCUUCAAGAAGUUGGAAUUCUCAGUGAAGAAGUUUUUUUCCAAGGGAGGACAAGAGACAACCGCAGGCAAAGAUGAGCAGUCACUGGACGAAGGUUGGCAGGUUACCAAGAACCAAAACAAAAACCAAAUUCAAAUACCGCAAUACAGAACACACCAGGUCAACAUCCAGUAUGAUGAUUUAACUGUUGAGCGUAGUGUGGAUGGAGAAAAUGAGCAUCUACAUAAAGAUAGACCGGAAAACAUAAAUGCUGGUACUCCAAAAACCCCAGGAAUACAGACACAAAGAAACAUAUUCAAUCAUGAAGAAAGAACGAAUGGGAAAACACAAGUUGUUGGAGAAUUCAACACCAGAGUGAGGCAGGACUAUAAUGAGAGCUAUGUUGACGCAGACGAUGCACAAUCGGACAGAGAAUUCGAAAGCAGCUCAGACGAAGAAGACGAUGAAGAAGCAGAAACCAGUCCGAACAAAUGGAAGAAUGAGUACUCCAAGAAGAAGAAGUUAUCUCACAUCGUUAAAGAGAUCGUGAGUUCGGAGAAAGUGUUUGUGGAUGUGUUGAAGCUUCUCCAUAUUAAUUUUCGGGACGCAGUGACGAAGGCCUCCUCUCAAGCUGGGAAGCCUGUGAUUGAUGAGAAGAACCUCAAUCAGAUCCUGUUUUCACUGCCACAGUUCUAUGAGCUCAAUCAGGGUUUAUUAAGGGAGCUGGAGGAGCGCAUGGCACACUGGAAUGAGCAGUCCGGCAUAGCAGAUAUCUUUUUAAAGAAAGGGCCAUACCUGAAAAUGUACUCCAGCUACAUCUGCGCGUUCGACAAGAAUGUGGCUCUACUGGAGGAGCUGUGCAGGAAGAGCCCGGCUUUUGCGAAGGUCGUUCAGGAAUUUGAGAGCAGUCCGUGCUGUGCCAAUCUCGCCCUGAAACACUACAUGCUGAAGCCUAUUCAGAGACUUCCCCAGUAUCAGCUCCUUCUCACAGAAUAUUUUGAGAAUCUUGAUGAAGACUCUCCAGAUUACAAAGAUGCACAAGAUGCACUCAGUAUAGUAAAGGAAGUGGCGAAUCAUGCCAAUGAAACCAUGAAACGAGGGGAUAACUUCCAGAAACUGAUGCAAGUUCAGUGCAGUCUGAUUGGAAACCAUGAGAUCGUGAAGCCGGGCAGGGUAUUAUUGAAAGAGGGCAGCUUGCUGAAACUGUCUAGAAAAGUUAUGCAGCCUCGAAUGUUCUUCUUAUUCAAUGACGCCCUGUUGUACGCUACAACCCUCCAGUCAGGCCAGUACAAGCUGAACAAUGAGCUGUCUUUGUCUGGAAUGAAGGUCAGUAAGCCAAGUCAUGAAGGAUAUCAGAAUGAGCUGAACAUCGAAAGUGUUGAACGCUCUUUUAUUCUGUCUGCCAGUUCCCCUGCAAGUCGAGACGAGUGGCUCGAGGCAAUCUCCAAUGCCAUUGAAGAUUACACCAAGAAAAUGACUACAUUCCACCCCUCAAGCAAAGGUCUUGACGAGGUGGAGAGAGAUGGUUGGGACAGCACUGUCCAGCUUGGAACCAAGGCCCCUAUAUGGAUCCCGGACCUGAGGGCCACCAUGUGUAUGAUCUGCACCUGCGAGUUCACUCUGACCUGGAGGAGGCAUCACUGCAGAGCCUGCGGAAGGGUGGUAUGUCAAGCCUGCUCGGUUAAUAAGCAUCCUCUGGAGUAUCUGAAGAAUCGACCUGCACGUGUUUGUGAUCAGUGCUUCGAGAUUCUAGAGCAUAACAGCUCAGAAGGCAACCAGGCAUCAGGUAGUGGUGUUCUUUCUCCGACUUCCAAACCCUUUCACUUUAGAAAGCAGAAGAAGAUCCCAGCAGCUCUAAAAGAGGUUUCAGCAAACACAGAUGGUUCAUCUAUGAGCGGUUAUUUGUACAGAAUGAAGGCCAGUAAGAGACAAUGGAAGAGGUUCUGGUUUGUCAUCAAGGAUAAAGUGCUGUACACGUACGCUGCCAGUGAGGACGUAGCAGCUUUAGAAAGCCUGCCGCUCCUCGGCUUCGCUCUAACAGACGACGAUCCAGAAUGUGCUCAGCAGUUUCAGCUUUACCACAAAAACAAGAUCUUCUACAUCUUUAAGACUGAUGAUCUCAGUAGCCGCAGCAGGUGGGUGAAAGCUUUCCGUGAAGCUGUGGUUCUUUAAUCUGGGCAUCUACUACUGCUAACCCUAAGACAGAUCCCUCUCAGUGCUCCUGUUGCAAAUCACACUGUGUAUAUAAAUCUGUUGAGAAUGUGUUUUAUUGCUACAAAUCCAUUUUGUCUUACUCUUGUGUUUUUGUAUUCUAUUUUAUUCUGUCAUGCAUUGCCAUAAUGUUUUAGGCCAUAAUAUCAGAAGGAAUGUUUGGUUUAACUGUGACUAUUUUUCAAAGCAGACUUCUUUACAUUGAUGUUUAAGCCUAUCGUCAUAUUUAAAUAUAAAGGAUUUAUUAUAUAUAAAAUAUAUAUUUAUAUUUUAUUUGCUUGGAUUUAUAACUCUUAGCCACUUAGUGGUCUAUGUAUUGUCUGUGCCAUAGGUUAAGAAAAAUAUCUAUUCAUAUGCAGUCAUAAUUUCAUGUCCUGUGUGGUAAAUAAAUGUAUAUUUUCAUAGAACUGGUCAGAUGUUCUCUGCGUAUUUUUGACAUCAAAUAAGCCUAGUUUUCAUUGGCAGUGUAGCCACCGGAUCUCCACCCAGUCCAGGUCCCUGUGACAGCAGGGCUACUUAAUCACUGUGUAAACAUGACAAGCCUGUUUACAAAAAUGCUGAUGAAACAGUAGUAAGUAAAUGGCACUACACAUGUGGACAUUCUUGCAAAUUAACAUACAGUUUCUCCAUGA
Messenger RNA from Hemibagrus wyckioides, 4204 nucleotides. Its product is annotated as FYVE, RhoGEF and PH domain-containing protein 6-like. Bases 384 to 3533 code for a protein of 1049 amino acids. Gene Ontology annotation, cellular component: cytoplasm. The record is from RefSeq and is a predicted model, not a curated record. The transcript has 21 exons. Gene Ontology annotation, molecular function: guanyl-nucleotide exchange factor activity; metal ion binding. Lineage: Eukaryota; Metazoa; Chordata; Actinopteri; Siluriformes; Bagridae.